Molecule: messenger RNA, 399 nt
Organism: Monoraphidium neglectum
Lineage: Eukaryota; Viridiplantae; Chlorophyta; Chlorophyceae; Sphaeropleales; Selenastraceae
Product: dual specificity protein phosphatase 8
Exons: 4
Coding region: 1-399 (132 amino acids)
Biological process (GO): starch catabolic process
Cellular component (GO): chloroplast
Molecular function (GO): carbohydrate phosphatase activity; starch binding
Source: RefSeq, a predicted model, not a curated record
AUGCGGCGCGGCACCGCCAAGACCGUGCAGGUGGCGGGGCUGGACGUGGGGUGGCACUCCAGGAUCGACCUGGCUGAGAACCCCAAGACACACAGGCUGGAGGUGACGCGCGAGCUGAUGCCGGGGACGUACCCCUUCAAGUUCAUCAUCGAUGACGUGUGGGGCGCCAGCAUGGACUACCCCACGAUGACGGACGGCGCCAACACCAACAACAUUGUCACGGUCCUGCCCCGCGACGCGUCCGGCCAGGCCGCGCGCGACCGCAUCCUGUCGCCAAACGGCACCAUCACCGCUGAGGAGCGCGACGACCUCGCCGCGCUGCUCUGCCCCUGGGCCAGCCACGACAGGGCGCUGCACCGGCCGCGGGCCGCGGGGGCCGGCUCGGAGGACUCGGACUGA